This is a messenger RNA of Lineus longissimus, 8509 nucleotides long. RefSeq names its product zinc finger CCCH domain-containing protein 13-like. Gene Ontology annotation, molecular function: nucleic acid binding; protein binding. The transcript is spliced from 11 exons. The coding region runs from base 2618 to 7525 and encodes 1635 amino acids. Lineage: Eukaryota; Metazoa; Nemertea; Pilidiophora; Heteronemertea; Lineidae. The record is from RefSeq and is a predicted model, not a curated record.
CGUAAGAAACUUCACCAGUUUAUUGGGCGUAACGCUGAUGUGCUAUUCAAGCUUGGAGAUGGAGAGGCAAGAUCCAAAGCAGAAAAGUGUGAUCGAUACGAAGCAGGUGAGACAGUCUAUUUUAUCCCUGAGAUUGUGUUGUUUGAGGCAGAAUAGGUGCCCAAUCUGAAAUCAUGUCUUUGUCUUGUUUUGUUCAGCUACAGGAUGACAGGUAUUGCAACAGAUGGUGAUCCUGUUGAUUCUAAAGUGUGCUUGAAGACUAUCUAAUUCUAGAAUAGGCGGAGUGUAAACACGAUGUAGAAGAAUGACUGUCAUUGACCAUCAGUGGUUGUGUUCAUUAUAAAGGGUGAUGCCAGGGCUCCCCUUGAGUAGCAGUAGCUGCUAAUAGUGAUAACUUUGAGUUGACUCGAUUGGUUUUGUGGCGUCACAAAGUUUGAUGGUUGACCGGUGAAGUUUUGUUUCUCAACUCUGUGCAUGGCUGCCGAGUUGCAGAAUAAUUUUCAAAAAGCUGUUCUUGCCAGGUAAGUAAUAUCAUGUUAUUUUCAAAGGUAAGAGUAUGAUGUUGAUACUAUUCAUUUUCCGCAAUUUCUGCUGAAGUGUGUUAUUUAUAAAGGCCUACUAUUUCCUUUUCAUCAAGUUGGCAGUUUUGACCUUGGAAUCCUUUCCAAUCCUGGUAAUGUUAUGUACCGUAAUGUUAGAAAGAGUAGAAUCCACACUAGUUAAUUUGGUUAAAACCAGUACUGUAUGCAGAGCAAUUAGUGGCGUCAGUACCACUGCCAAACAACUUUUAAUUGGAAUAGGCAUUAUCUACUUGCCAGCGGUACAGCAUCUGAGGAUGUACGAAAGGUGUCAAAUUUAGGUUAAGAAAAACAUCAGUUACAAAAGUAGGGAUAUCACUAUCAGUCAGUUAGUUUAGUUUGAGAAAGUCAAUCUCUAACCAGUCGAUUUCUCAUGGUGCCUUAGUCACACCAUAAACGUUGAAUGCAUCAAUUCAAAAUCGGAUAUUUUACUAGUAGCCUCGCAGUGACCUGUAUCCUUCCACGGAACAUCUAUACAUGUAGUUCCAAUUGAUCUGAACAUUCAGCUUUCCUUUUCGAUUGGCCAUGGAAGCUUGAUUGUACAUAGCAGGUCGUCACUUUUUCCCUAGAUGAGUAGAAAUGUGUAUUCUUGAUGUACAGGUUUUUCGAACAGAUACAGGUGAGUGAAAGUAUGGCUUUAUCAAAGCUGACUUACAGGUAUAAAGGGUAAGUGACUUGUUUUGAUCAUUAUUGUGGUGUAUGUUAAUUGCUGGUUGUAUAGUGCUACAUGUAAAUUAGAAUUUCCCUACGUGUAGGAUGUACUCUAUAUGAGAUGUUAUUUUGAAAAUCAGGAUUCAGAAUAAAAGCAGCAUUGGCUGUUUCUGAAUAAAAAUGGUAGGAUCGCCCCCAAACUUGCCAAAGAUGAGUUGUGCAUGAUUUUUUCUCUUGUUUGGGUGAUGCCGUAGGCCCGUUGACUGUCCUAGUUUCAUCUAAUUUCGAUGGGACGAUGCAUAAAUUGCACUGUACUCGGGUUAAAAACCCACUGCUGCCAGUUUCAGGCUUGUUGCUCCCCUUGACUAAUCAGUUGUACAAUAUCAUAUGCAGUAUAAUUAUUGGCUAUUGAAGGGACAACUUGGGCAUGAGAUAGUUUAGUUUUUCAUGCGAAAAUAGUUUCCAGCAGGCCUGUGACUUCUCCAUGCAAGAACAUUGAAAAAACACUAAACUGUUAGAAACAGAGGAGGUCUUAGUAUGUCUUAUGUGCAAUUUUGGGUCAAUUUCUUAAUAUUUCCUUUCAGGUUCAAAGAAGAACCCCGAGUGUUUGAAAACACCCAAGCUGUUGCCAGCAUUGAAGAAUUCAUGAGUCAUCAUUGAACAGUCGGAAUUUAGUUUUGUCGCUGGGUGUUUUUACAGAGCUCCUGAGAUGCAAGCCUAUUGGUCAACGAGAUGAUUGCAAGAAGAUUUAGGCUUGAAUGGCAGUUGAUGACCACCUCUGCUGACUGAAAAAACACACUUGCUGAAGUAAUGAUCAAGUUGUCACCUCAAGAUAACUAUGGAAGGAUAUACGCUAGCCAAAACCAAUAACAUCACAGAAAGAAAUUCAGAAGUUAUUGGCUAACGUGUUGAUGUCUAUGGAAACAUUCCGAACUAUCAACAGAAUUACACAUGAAGAUGGUAAACUCAUAGAUGCACAGAUAAUACACAGCAGAUGAUGAUUAUGUGGAGCUCAAGGCGUCAGUGCUGGUAGAAGAAAAUAAGACAUGUUGGUCGCUGCUUUACAUGCUAAAGAAGAAGAGAUUCAGACUGCAAAUAAAUGGUCGAUCAGCAGACGCUGGAUGGAUGUGAUAAAGUGUGAGCCCUGUCCCACUUGAGCUGCCUUAUUUCGAAGGAGUGUGCAUUUGCGUCAUUGGUGAUGAAGCAGUUGUCAGGACAACUCCUUAGUGUUUGUUUACAGGUUUAAGAGGUGCAGCGGAAAUUGAUACAGGUGAUAAUCUGCUGCCAUUAGUGGAACAUCGAGGAAGUAACAUGACCUGUGACAAAGUGCUGUCCAUUGCAAGGCUGCGUAUAAAUAAUGUUCAGUUUUAGAAUAUUUGUAUGCAGUCAUGCCGCCGCUUGAAGCAUUCAUGGACGUUCAAGGUGCAGCGCGCCGUCGUCAUUUCUACAAGAGUGUUGCCAAAGGUGACACGGUCAUCGCGACAGUCGCGUCGGUGCAGGAGAGCGGUGUGAUGCUGAUGCUAAUGUGUCUUGACUACGGAAAUGCAAGACAUCUAUCAAGCCUGAGGAUAACUGCAUUCUGUCCGUUGAAAGAGUUGCCACGUAAGCGUGCACAUGAAGACCCAUUGGAUAAUCUGAAAAUUAAAGACAAAGUGAGAGCCGUGAUCACUUCAGUAAAUGUCGAGGGUGAGAAAUUGACAGCCUCAAUGCUACCUUGGGCCGUGCCAGAAGAUAUUGAGGACAUCAGGCUUGGUCCCAUUACUGAUGAAGAGAUGCCUAUCAAUUAUGUGAAGGCGAAAGAAAUUGAUGGCCAGACUUACGCGAUGAUGAUGGAGACUAACGCAGCCUUUCAAAAUAGCAACAUGGAGAGUUUGAUGAGCAAGUUCCUCAUUGAAGACGAGUGUCCACCGUCAUUUAUGAUUAGCCUCAAGAACCUCCAUAUUCCAAAGCAUGAAUAUGCUGAAGAAUUGAGAAAGAUGCAGUCAUACAAAUGGUCUCUGAGAAGUGUUGCAGAAGGUGUAUCGCAUUUCAAAGCUGGCCGUUUCACAGAGGCAAUGCAACAUUUGAACAAGGCUCUACAGAUCGAUCCUGAGAAUGUUGAGGCUCUGGUUGCAAGGGGUGCACUGUAUGCAAAUAACGAGAGCUAUCUCCGUGCCAUAGAGGACUUUGAACGAUCGCUGGAACUCAAUCCAAUGCAUGCCAAUGCCAGAAAGUACAUCUGCCAGACAUUGGUGGCCUAUGGGCGCAGUUUACAGGAACAGAAGAAGUACCGUGAUGCCAUGGCUUUCUACAAGCGGGCGCUCUCAAUCAACACUGAGUUUCUGGAAGCAAAGGAGUGUAUUGCUGAACUUGACAUACAGUCAACAGAUGAACCUGAAGAUGAUGUGAAUUACAUGGAUCUGGGUUAUAUUCACAAGAGUUCUGAGAGUCCUGAGAGAGAGGAAGAAGCGAAGGGUUCGGGUCUUGAGAAAACAACUGAGACGCUGAAGCGAUUGAUUGAGGAAGAUGAAAAGGGCACCAGGAAGAAAAGGCGUUCCAAGAGGGCCGAUUCACCUCACAGUGGAGGUUCACCUGUGAAGUCCCGUCGUAAAGAAGACCAUAAAACGAAUCCAGAAAAUAGUGGUCAGCUGUAUGGUAGAAAUUCAUAUGAAGCUGAAAGCGACAUGCCUCCCUGGAAAGAUGGGACAUCCUCCUUGCAAGAUGAUCCAUAUUUCCCAGAUAAACCUGCAACUUCAUUCAUGAAUGUUCCACUGCAUGAAGUUCCACUCCCUGAUCGAAAUAAUAAAAAUUCAGACUCUCACCAUCGUUCAAGUGAGAGAGAAAAAUCUAGGGAAAGAUAUGGUUCCAGGUCACCUCAUAGAUAUGAUUACAGGUCUCCUCAAAGGAGCCGACGAUCUACUGAAAGGUCCACACAAAUGUCACAUCGUAGGUCAUCCCCAAAGUCUAAACACCUGUCCCCUCCUAUGUCAAAUCGCCAGUCGCCCCCAAGAAGGUCAAGUUACGAACCUUCGCAGAGCUUGUAUGACCAUUCACCUCGGAGGUCAAACCAUAGAUCUUCACAAGGAUCGCUUGGCCAGUCUCCAAGGUCAAGACAGUUUUCACCUCAAAGUCGGCAAACUGGUUAUGGAUCACCAUCACCUCCACGAGGGAGAUACGACCCAGGGUCUCCGGCUCAUAAUUCAUCACAAAGAAUACCAGGGCUGGAUUCUCCCGAGUUGGAAAUACCACGUUCACCACACUUUGCAAGGGAAAAGGACCGUCCAGAUCAAUAUUUGGGAUAUCCGCAAGAAGACAGGAGAUUGCCUCCAUCUGAUAACAGGAGUUCUGAAUAUGCAAGAUAUGAAUCUGUCGAGGAAAAGCAAUAUCAUUCGGAAGAUAAUAGUAAUGCAUUUCAAGAAGGAUACAAGAAAUCUGCUUCUGACAAUGAGAGACGACAACGUAAUUAUUUUGAUGCUGAGAAAACAGAUAGAUUGGACCGAGAGGAAAGGGAUGACAGAGAAUCGAAACAACUUGACUUCCAGAGGGCGCUGUCAAAAGAUAAUCGCCAGACCCUCCCAGCAAGGGAUGAACCUGAAAAGGAAUUGACCGAAGAUCAUGAUGAGAAGGAUGUUCCAACUAAUUCUGAGGCAAGCGGUCUGGUUGCUUAUUCACGGUCACCAACACCAGAGAGAGGAGGCAGUCCCAAAUUGCGUUCCCGGAGUUACUCUCGCAGAGACAGUGAUCGAUACUCUCGGGAUCAGCGGUCCAAGCAUGAGCAGUUCAGGAACCGUGAUGACGGCAGGUCAAGAUAUGAAUCACGCCCAGGUAGUCAUCGGGAUGAGGACCACAGAUACAAAAGCAAAGAUGAUUAUAGGACGAGAGAUAGUCACAGGUCACAAGAAUGGGAUCAUCGGGGAUCACACGAGAGAGGUGUUGAUAGUUCAAGGGAGCAGAGCGGACACAGGUCAGGAGAUCGUGGUGAUUGGAGGGAAAAAAGGGAAGAAGAUAGACGCCGCGUGCGUAAGCCAGAAUUUGAGAGCCACAAACCAUUUGACAAAGAAUAUUUUCAGUCGCAGAAAAGAGAUGAUCGCAGGUCACGUGAAAGAGAUGGUCGCAGGUCGCGUGAAAGGGAUGAUCGCAGAUCAGAUGGAAGAGAUGGUCGCGGGCCACUUGAAAGAGAUGAUCGCAGGUCAGAUGGAAGAGAUGAAAACAGGCUGCUUGAAAGAAGUGAUCACAAGUCACGCGAAAGAUAUGAUCGCAGGUCACAUGAAAGAGAUGGUCGCAGGUCACGUGAAAGAGAUGGUCGCAGGUCGCGUGAAAGAGAUAGUCGCAGGUUUACUGCAGACCAUGAUCGCAGGUCACAUGAAAGAGAUGAUCACAGGUCAUUUGAAAAGGACCAGCACAGGCCUAAUGAGCAAGAUGGCAGAAGUUCCAGAGAAAGAGAGUCCAGGUACCACGGAUAUAAAAAUGAUAGGUCAUAUGAAGGUGAUUCUGGCUAUCGCUCAAGGGGGGAUAAUCGUCCUGAUGGUGACAGAGGACAUGAAGAAAAAGAUAUGCCUGACAAAGAAGUUUUAUAUGGCAAGUGGGAGAAGCCUCGCGUUAGCCGUUUUGAUUCGGAAUCCAUGCUUCCACCAAUGAAAAAUAUUUGCCAGGAGAAAAGAGAUGAUGAUGAUAGUAAAAAGAAGAUUCUGAUGCAUGAUACAAGCAAAAGUAGCAUUGCUCAUGUUGCUGGCAGUAAGGAGAGUUUUAUAAAUGAUAUGUACAAGUAUGUAAAGGAAGAGGUGAAAACAUCGUGUCAAUUGGUCAGAAAUAAAGAUGAGUUUUCUGUUCAGCAUGCAGAAUUUGUGAAAACAGGCUGGCAAGAAGCCGACACAGUCUCCACCCAAAAGAAAUUCUCUGAUGAUUUGAAGGUUAAAAUUGCAUUCGAUGGCAGUCUGGGUUCUCGUAGGGUGGUUAAGGAUGAGGUACCACCAAUUGUUAAGACAGAGAACGUUGAAGUUGAGCCAACUCCAGAUGACCAGGAUGAGGAAGCGGAGUCAGUUGCACCUAUUCUGGACUUUGAUGAAUUACAGAAGAAACUUCAGCAGUAUUGGAAGACCGACGUUGGUGAAGUAAAGCCACUGGAAGACGUGAAGAUCCCCAGCAGAAAAACCCCAGUUCAAGAAUCUGAGCCUUCACUAAGAAACCGUGGGCCACCUGAAGAAUUUGUAGAGGACUUGAUUAAACCUGAAACAACAUAUCGUAAACGUAAGCUUAGCAGUGGGAGUUCCUCUAGCAGUAGCAGUUUAACCUCUGUCAGUAAUAGCAGCGGGUCAAGGUCACGUAGUAGAUCAAAGUCAUGCAGCAGAUCUCGGUCACACAGGCGGUCGACAUCACGCAGUCAGUUGAGGAGAGAAACAUACAGGCCAUCUAGCAAUAGAAGGUCGCACAGUGGAUCCAGGCAGGGAGGGAGUUCAAGGCAUAAAUCUCAUUCAAGGAGCCACUCGCGCAAUUACAGCCGGUCAAGAUCUCGUGGUGGCAGGUCUCGUUCCAGAAGUGGUUCACGGAGGAGGCACUCUUCUUAUCACAAAUAUUCUAGAAGUCGUUCCAAGCAUCAGGGAUACUCUUCCAGGCAUAGUAGGUCACGAUCCCGGGGACAUUCUAGGCAAAGAAGGUACAGCAGGUCAGGAAGUCGCUCAAGGAGAACUCAUGACAGGGGUGAUCAUGCUAAAUUCUAUAGUCAUCCAAGAGAUUUUCAACACAAUUAUGGUCCUAGUAACCAUCCUAAGGCAGUUAGAGGACGCAAUACAUUUAGGCCCCCUCGUUCAGCAUCAAGAAGAUCUCACGAUAGAGAUGAGAGCCAGUCAAAAUACCGAUGGUGGUCUCCUUCCAAGUCCAAAAUUGCCAGAGAUGAAGCAUAUGUAAAACCCAGAGAAGAGAUGAAAAAUGAAAGUGACAAGCCACUCACUGACACUAAGGAUAAGCAGAAUAUCUCAAGCUCCACUAUAAAGCCACCUGCAUAUGAGGUAAAACCUGUAAUUGAUGUUCCACUGAAGGAAAAAGAAAAGACUACUCCAGUGAAGAGUUCUGCUGUAUUCUCUAAAGAUAAUAUUUUUGAAUCCGAGUCGGCCGAUGUCAAAGGACAUGACAAAAUUACUUUUUCUAUCAAAGCCACACCAGCACCAGUACCAAAGUCAGUUGUGAAACCUGCUGAGACACGCAACUCCCUUCUCGAAAUGGAGAAGUUUCUUCAGAACCUUAAAGAAAAGAAAAAGGAGGAAUUGACAGAGAAGUUUAAAUUUCAGUUGAAGAAGAAGCCAGAUAAUACUGUUUGGUAAUUAGUAGGAUGACCUAUGUGUGAAAGUAAAUGUAGGGUGCCUGUGUGGGAAAGCAGGCCUUCACACAGGGGGUGGUCCGAGGAAGGCGUUGUAGUUAAAGGGUGAUACGCUCUUUUUUGUGAUGGAUCGUAACAUUCUGUUUUUAAAUGCUUUGUAGAUUGGUGUUCCAUUAAUCAUGUUUAUAUAUGCUUUAAGUAUUGAAGUUCAGCUGAGGGUUUGCCAUUUUGCAUUUUAGAAUGAGCUCUCACUGUGGCUAAACAUGGUAGAGAAGAUGGUGUUGUCAUGAGUAUGAUUUAGAUUUGGAAUUGGAUUGAAGUUUGAUGUGCAUGGGAUGUUUAUGUCAACAUGACGCACCCUGGAGAUGCUUAGAAUCAUGAGCAGGUGUUGUCGGUUAAUUGACAAAAGUCAUAAAUCAAUACGGCAGCUGAAUCAAGCUGGAGUCAAAAAGGAUCUCUGCUUCAAAUUGGACAUAAAGCUUUGGUGUACUGUAUAAUAUAGAACUCGAUGUGCUUCUGUAUAAAGCUGUUGACCAUUACAUCAUUGUUGGUUCAAUUGUCAGACAAUUGUAUGGUGGACCAAUAAGUGAGCAAUUAUUCACCAGUAUUUUUAAUCAAUAAUUGUAAACCCCUUUAUUUGUGUGAGUCCCACAUAGCGUGCAUAUAGGGGUAAAAUUGGGAAUGCCACAAGGGGCACUUAUCAAAUAGACAUUGAAAAAUCCAGUUGACUGUUUUACAGAAAUUAGUGGAUGUUAAAUCAGGAAAGCCUAUUCUGUUGCUUGGAAUAUAUUUCGGUAAUCGAUAAUUCUGCAGUCCUUUUCCCGCAAAACUCCUAAGUGGCCCAAAGAAUUACAUUGCAAAUUUUUCCUAACAGCAUAGGUUUUUAAUCUAGCCGAUGCAGGUAGAAUCAUGUUCGUCACAUGCUUCUGUAGAUAUCAUCUCCGCAAUGUUACCCUCAGAUCAAGGAUUUUUUAAUAAAAACCAAUGU